AUGGCUCCACGUCGAAGUCGAUCGCGCUCGCCCGCCCGGCGUCGCCACGGGAGCCCCUCGUCCACCUCCACACGCCGUACUCGACCAUCUCACGCGUCUCCAUCUCAUCGUCCGCGUCUUCGCAGUCGCAGUCGUGACGCGCCCGUUGCGUCACCUCCAGACGAGUCAAAGAAUGGUGAGAGCUCGCUCAGUAUCGAAGCGACGAACAAACUGCGCGCGUCGCUGGGACUCAAGCCAUUGACGUUGCGUCCGUGUGCAAAGAAGGAACAGACGGACGUGCGUGGAAAGAAAGAGACUACGAAGCGGCAGCAAGAAGAGCUCCAGAAGUCGCUGGAGCAGUCGAAGACGAGGCGAGAGCUGUUGCAAAAAGUUGCUGGAAAGUCACUUGGCGAACAAUUACGAGAAGAUUUGGAAGCUGAGAAGAAGCUCAAUGGAACGGGCGUGAAAAAUGUGCUGGAGUGGGUGAAGCAGUCGCGGAAAGCGACGGCAGAAGAGAAGAAGCAGGAGGAGGAGAAAGAGAAGAAGGAGGAGACAGCGUAUGCUGCGAGUUCACUAGCUGGGAUGACAGUGGGUCAUUCGCUAGACACUUUUGAUGACGGUGAGGACGUUGUGUUGACGCUCAAGGACUCGAGUGUGCUGCAACACGAUGGCAAGGACUUGAACCACGAAGACGAAGAUGAGCUGGUGAACGUUGCGUUGAGCGAGCGAGAUCGACGUGUGGCUCGUCAGGCAAGAGCGAGACGGGCUGUAUUGCCAGUGUAUUCUGGAUACGAUGACGAUGAGUUUGAUGUUGCGAUUGGAAAGGGUCGGAAGAUGAAAACAAGAGAAAAUAAGUUGUUGGCGCAGUAUGAUGAAGAACAGGAUGCUGUGGACGCGGAAGCAGCCAACAAGUUUCGCUUAGACGCGUCGGGAGGGUCGUUGGCAUUGCUGGCGCAGAAGCGUGAGGAAGAAGAAGAAGGCGAUGUCGCAGUGAUUUCGUUGGCAAUGGAUAGAACAAAACGAGCAGAGGACUAUUUCACAAAGGAAGAGGUGGAGAUAAAGUUUUCGAACCACAAGAAGGGCAAAAAGCUGCGCAAAAAGAAGAAACGAUCUCGGCGUCAUUGCAAUGACGAUCUUGGCGAAAAUGAUGUCGAGGAGGUGCGGCUGAACACGCGCGCGGGAGAUGCUGGUGGUGAUUCUUCAUCGUUAAUUGCUCAGUUGGAACAAGAAGUUUUGCAGACUGGUGUAUCAGUGUCUAAAGACCGCGGAAAACGUAAGCACAACCAUUGUGAUGAUGAUGACGUUGAGGAAGAGGCGAAUUUGCAUCGUUUUCAGGAAGCCAGAGACAAGGCAAACGCUGUGGCUAUGGAGGCGCUUGCUGCUAAUACCAGCAGAAAGAGUGUAAAGAGACGACAGGUUGACGACAGUGAGAUUUUGGACGAUACUGCGAUGGUUGAAAAAGAACUUGACGCUUCGCUAGCCCGUGCACGACAAUCAGCCAAGCAGCUGAAUCAAGGUCAGGUGUCCGUAGCCCCCCCAAACAGCGAGGCCCGAAUCGCGCAGCUUGUGCGUCAAAGUAUGAGCAACGAUAGUGACGUAGCCACUGAAGAUGCCACAGACGGCACUGGGGAUGUCACACCGAGCGAAGUCGCCCGACCGGGUAAAAAAUCUGUCGGUCACGUGUUUGGCACAACUGGCACUGCAUUGAACACGGUCGUAUUCAAUGAAGCUACAGACUUCGAGACACGGCUGCGCGACGCCAUGGAAAAGCGUGCGGCUCAGUUCCAGGCAGUACCUGAAAAGAAAGCUGCACCUGUGACUGAGCGUGAUAGCGCGACGGAGGAACGGAAAGCUGAUGCAGAAGUUGAUGAGGUAAUGGAAGUUCAGGAACAUAGCGAGGACGAGGAGACGAAGGAGAAUGAUACUUGGGGGGAAGAGCAGCCACUAGUUGGAACAGGGAUGGGUGCAACUCUGGCGCUACUGCGGAAGACAGGUGAUCUCCACCAGACUCGUGUGGAACGACAGGCUGGUCGAGCCAACGAUGCACGCGACCGCAGCUUCGAGGCCGAUUUACGUAUCAAGAAUGGCGUAAAGCUAGACUACCGCGAUGAGUUUGGUCGCCUACUUACGAAGAAGGAGGCUUUUCGCAAGUUGUCAUACAAAUUUCACGGUCAAGAACCAGGAAAGAAGAAAAAGGAGAAGCGAUUGAAGCAGCUAAAGGAGGAGCUCAAGGCACAGAAACAGCUUUCUGGGGAAGGCAGCACAAAGAUGAUGAAGGUUCUUGAGAAGAAACAGAAACACACGAAGGAAGCUCAUGUUGUGCUCUCGAGUGGGAUAUAG
Peronospora matthiolae is the source of this 2319-nucleotide messenger RNA. The record is from the annotation of a GenBank genome assembly. Lineage: Eukaryota; Oomycota; Peronosporomycetes; Peronosporales; Peronosporaceae.